Molecule: messenger RNA, 3694 nt
Organism: Aedes albopictus (Asian tiger mosquito)
Lineage: Eukaryota; Metazoa; Arthropoda; Insecta; Diptera; Culicidae
Gene: hfp
Product: poly(U)-binding-splicing factor half pint
Exons: 4
Coding region: 1742-3316 (524 amino acids)
Biological process (GO): regulation of alternative mRNA splicing, via spliceosome; mRNA splice site recognition; alternative mRNA splicing, via spliceosome
Cellular component (GO): catalytic step 2 spliceosome; precatalytic spliceosome
Molecular function (GO): RNA binding
Source: RefSeq, a predicted model, not a curated record
GUAUGUCCACGUCAGGGUUUUAGAGCGCACUCGCGGCGCAUUAUUUUCUGAAACACUGAUCAGCGAUAGCCUAUACGAUGGGGUUCCGUUCAUUUUUUUUGCUCUCCACGAGGGGAACUUCCAUGUCUGCCAUCUUGCUCACUGCAGUGCCAAAUGCAAGUGAUAAUUUAUUUUUGAAAAUGGAAUUAGAUCAUGACUUAUUAUUGUGGACAACUACAAAUAAUGUAUCUCAAUUCUACAUAUCUUGUUUUUAAUUGAUUUUAAGCUUUCCCUGAAAACAUGAAGAAAUAAUGGAAUUUUGUUUUUCCAACACACUACUUUAUUUCACCCGCCUCAAGCUCCUCAUGAUUCACGAGUCAUAUAAACCACACUGGUACUGCACAAAUCGUCGACUGAAAGCGUGGCCGCAACUAACCAUGCUUCUUCAAGGGAAACACCGUAACUACGUAACAAAUUUGGUGGAGCAGCUGAUUGAACAAGUCGGAAGGCGAAUAAUGUUCUUUUCUUUCUUUUUUUUUCUUUUCCCCAAAAAUAUCGUUUGAAACACCAAGUUACAAAACCGUGAAUAUAACCAACCGGCGUGAAUGUGAUAUAUCCUCCGACGAUAUGCUGGCUUGCCAAAACUACGGACUCAAACGUAUAAUGUUCCUUAAUUUGCUAUCAAAACGUACACUGAAGGAAUCCUUGAUUAUUUCACAAGGUGUUUGUAUUUCUUUCUUUUGUGUUUUCCGUAUUUUCAGCCUUCUCUCUGUGUCUCGUCUUUCCCUUCUUGCACGGGUGCACGAAGAAGAGACCUGCUGGGGUUGUCUGUUGCAAACAAGUUGAAUUCUUUCCAUCAAAUCAUACCGGAAAGAUACCCAUAUUAUCAAGAACACAUCUAACAACACUUCUACCCAUCCGUGGAUCAAGAGAAGCUGCAAGAUGAUACAGAACAGCAUCGGCCCGUUGUUCAGUCUUCGAUUUUCUCUUUUUAUCUCUCUUUGUCUAUUUUUCUCUCUCUCUCUUUGUGUCUUGUUUUGUUCUCUAUUUUUUUCUAUUUCAUUCCAAUCAACAUGCCCAUUUUGUGUCAUCACAUCCAAGUGCAUUUGUCCGACUACGCCCAUGUUUCCACAUUGUCUCUCAACCGUCUCUUUCAUUCCACUAUGAUCGAUGGUAAUGAAAUGAAGUGAAUCAAUCUCCAGGUUAUCAGCACUAACUACACACUCCUCGCUCAUCUCUAUCGCCAUUCAUUGAAAAUCGAAAAUAUAAAAAAAAAAAAUCAGUCACCAAAGCUCUCAAUUAAUCCAUUUUAUUUUUCUAUUUAUUUUUUAUUUAUUUUCAGGAUCUCUAUUUCUCUCGCAUAUUUUUCUGUUCUCGUUUUCGUUCUUUUUAUCUCUUGAAAUUACCAAUCCCUGAAAAAAAAUGACACGAAACAUUGAUUGCUCCCCUGCCUCUUCUGCGAGAUCAUUUCCAACUGAGCAUUAACCUACUACUACACUGCCACAAGUCCUCCACAGUAGCGAAGUGUGAAAUGAACUCAUAAUCUCAUAAUGAUGAUGAUGAUGAUGAAGAUGGGGGAACACGCCGAAAAGAUACGAAAGUACAGCCGUACAUAACCCAACCGGUGUACGAUCUUCGCCAAUCGGGAGACGUUGUCUUUGGACCGGGAACAAGAUCCGCUCUGCUGGGUAUCCUGGGUGGAGCCUUGCCACGUUUGACCACCGAGCAGCAUGAGUUGGUCACCCGUGCCAAAAAGUACGCUAUGGAGCAAAGCAUCAAGAUGGUCCUGAUGAAGCAAACGCUCGCCCACCAGCAGCAACAGCUGGCCAGUCAGCGCACCCAGGUUCAACGUCAACAGGCGUUGGCUCUUAUGUGCAGAGUGUACGUUGGAAGCAUCUCGUUCGAGUUGAAGGAAGAUACAAUUCGUGCUGCUUUUCUUCCGUUCGGUCCAAUAAAGUCGAUCAACAUGUCCUGGGAUCCGAUUACCCAGAAGCACAAAGGAUUCGCUUUUGUAGAAUAUGAAAUUCCGGAAGGGGCUCAGCUUGCAUUGGAACAAAUGAAUGGGGCAAUGUUGGGAGGGCGUAACAUUAAAGUCGGUCGCCCAAGCAACAUGCCACAGGCUCAGCAAGUGAUCGACGAAAUCCAAGAGGAAGCGAAGAACUACAAUCGUAUCUACAUUGCAUCCAUUCACCCGGAUUUGACGGAAGAGGACAUCAAGAGCGUGUUUGAGGCAUUCGGACCUAUCGUUACGUGUAAGAUGUCCCAGGGUAGUGCAGCUCAUACCCAUAAGGGAUACGCAUUCAUCGAAUAUCAGACCAAUCAGUCGGCAAUCGAAGCCAUUGCCAGCAUGAACCUCUUCGAUCUGGGUGGACAACUUUUAAGGGUUGGUCGUUCCAUUACACCACCAAAUGCGUUGAUGGGCCCGGCAGCUAACUCGGCAAUGCCAACAGCGGCGGCAGUCGCUGCAGCUGCUGCCACAGCUAAAAUCCAAGCUAUGGACGCCGUUGCAACAAACGCCGUGCUAGGCCUAUCGGCAGCAACGCCAACUCUUAAGGUUGGCCUCGGAACGUUGCCCAUCACACAAACCAUGACGACGGCUGCCAAUGCCAACUUGGUCGCACAGGCUCAGCUCGCGGCCGCCGGACAAGCGGCUGUUAUUACGCAGCCCGGAUUGCUCGUACCACCAGUUGCGAAUGUUGCCAGUUUGGCACCAUCUUUGCUGGUCAAUCCGGUUCUGGCUAGUGCGGCCAAGCCCUUGCAAUCAGUAUUAAGCGCAGCGAAUCCGGCUGCGGUUGCUGCUGCAGCCGCUGCCGCUGCGGCCGCGGCAGCAGCUGCUGCUGCCAAUCCUAAUGCAACGGCGGAAGAAGUUUUCAAAAAAGCUCAAGAAAAACAGCAGGAAGAGUUGCAGAAGAAACUUCUUGAAGAAGGAGAACCGCAAACGUUGCAACAGCAGGAAACAAUGUCCAUCAAGGGGCAAAGCGCACGUCACCUGGUUAUGCAAAGGCUCAUGCGGCCUCGCGAGAGUAAGGUUGUAAUCCUGCGCAACAUGGUUGGGCCAGAGGAUGUCGACGAAACGCUACAGGAUGAGAUUCAGGACGAGUGUGGUAAGUACGGUAUUGUGGAGCGGGUCAUUAUCUACAAGGAGCGCCAGUCCGAAGGCGAUUACGCCGAGGACGACAAUACGGAUGUGAUCGUUAAGAUCUUUGUUGAGUUCUCUCAGGCCACCGAGGCAGAUAAAGCCCGUGAAGCACUCCAUGGUCGCUAUUUCGGUGGCCGUCUGGUCAAGGCCGAAUCGUACGACCAAGCGCUCUUUGAUCAUGGUGAUCUGUCUGGUUAGAGAAACGCCCAAUGCAAAUUGACAAAGAGCGUGACCACACUCUGAUCCAAAACUGAAUCCCCGAAUGUGAAGCGUCUCGUAUGAAAUGUUUCGAGCAAACUUAGCUAUCGCCCUAAAGCGCCAGUCAGGAUUAAGAAUAAAGUGUAUGAUCUAUUUUACGUUUCAUCUAUUUACCUACGUGUUGCGAGAGCAUGAAAAGAGCAAGACACGAAUACAACCCUGCGAAAUUUACACCUAAGGACAACAAAAGGAUCAACAUUGAAACGAUUAUGAUUUUCAAACAAGAAAGCAAUUUAUUAUCCCUACUAAUAUAAUUGUAUAUACACAAUUACGCUUCUCUUCAGUAACAAAUAAAUUACGCUAUAAUUUUAAAACUGA